AUAAAUUGACAAAUUCCCCAGUACAAACAGAAAAUCACAGGAAACAAGUUGUUGACAGUCGAACUCUGACGCCCAUACAAAUGAUAAAGAUUUUUUUUGCAAAAAAGUCAAAUAACAGUCUGUAAAAUGGAGUUUACACUUUUAACAACAAAAAUAAAAGGUUAACCAAAAAAGUUCUUAGCCUGGAAUGUUAUGUUAAAUAACUCUCAGUAUAAGAAGGGACUACGUUAUGCUGUAUGUACAAGAUCUGCAUUCAACCAAAUUUAUUUUAAAUGGCUGUCCUAUGGACAGACUUGUUCACACAAUUGGAAUGUUGAAUUUCCAUCACUAGCUCAGGGCUGGUGACAGAGAUAGGCACUGCUCAACAUUUUUGUUGAGCAGGGAGGCACAUUGAAAUGGAUGUUAACAAUGCGGUUAUAGCUAAGGACAUUUUCUCCAACAGCCCUUUAAGGCUACGCGGGAGAUCUUUGUUGUGACGAGUGUGCCGAGGAAAUUCCGACCCAGGGCCCCGUGGCCGCCUAGUGGAAGGGCUGAGCGCCGCGCGUGAGUUCUCUCGCCCCCCGGCAGUCGGGCACAGCUCCUCGCAGCCACGAGCCGCGUGCGGCCACUCUGAGCAGAGCAGCGCUCAAGCUGCUCGCUCGGCGACGUGGUCUGAGCCCUCAACGCAGCCGGGCAUUUGCCUGCAGAACAGAGCAGUCCAUGCAAUUAUAUACACAGAAUUAAUACUGCCUCACAAUUGUUAUCGUGCAUUGUUGAUCGCUGCUGCUCUACUUAAGAGCUUCUGUGUCGUUAUCUGUUGGUUAAGAGCUCAUUCAAAUGCACCCACGCAAGACGCGUGCAACAAGGCUGAUUAUUUUAUUUUUCAAAUGAAAAUCCUCAACAAUGGGACUGAGCCAGAAAUGAGAAGAGUUGCAGAGCAAGGAGAGGCAAUGGUGGCAUCAACGAAGAUUAGAUAUUCUUCUAACGCAGCAACAGGUCCCCACUUGAGGCAGAGUACAGCUUACGGAAUGCCCAGGACAGGUUAAAACACCACUUGCCACGAAUGUUGCCACCUCCGAAGUACAAAAACCAGGACAUCUUGGGAAGAAGCAUAUCUCACAAUACAAGAGGGGAAAACUACACGUACAUUUUCUGAAACACCUCAAAACAAGAAGCCUGAACAAACAUGAUUCGCACGAGAGCCUUGGGCACUGGCGUUUUGGAAAUAUCCCUCAAAGCUCUGAUCUUCGCGAGUCUUCUAGUGACGAUGGAGGCAGCAGCAGCAGCAUCGACCAAGCCCCAGCAGCUCAACCAGACGAAGCCUCCAGUGAUGACCAACCGGCCGUUCAUCGUGGUCUGGAACGCGCCCACGCAGCAGUGCCGAAAGCGGUUCAACGUGGACCUCAACCUCGGCGUUUUCGACAUGUCCUCCAGUCCCAGCGAGGGCAUCACGGCGCAGAGCGUCACCGUCUUCUACUACAACCGCCUGGGCCUCUACCCGCUCUACACCGAGGACGGAACGCCCGUCAAUGGUGGCCUUCCGCAGAACGCCAGCCUCCAGCGCCACCUCGAGAAGGCGCGGCUCGACAUCGAGAUGUACGUGGCGCGCCGGGCGGCCAGCUCGGGGCCCGGCCAGCUGGCCGUCAUCGACUGGGAGGAGUGGCGGCCGCAGUGGGUGCGCAACUGGCAGAGGAAGGACGUGUACCGCCAGAAGUCACGGCAGCUCGUGCGGGAGCGCCGGCCCAACUGGCCGGGCCCCAGGGUGUCCCUGCAGGCCCAGAGGGAGUUCGACGCGGCGGCGCUCGCCUUCAUGAAUGAGACGAUCCGCCUGGCCAGGGGCCUGAGGCCGCGCACGCUCUGGGGCUUUUACCUCUUCCCUGACUGCUACAACUACGACUACAAGGAGCGGCCGCUCAACUACACGGGCCGGUGCCCGGCCGUCGAGCUGCGGCGGAAUGACGACCUGCGCUGGCUGUGGGAGGGCAGCACGGCGCUCUUCCCCUCUGUCUACAUGGAGCGGACGCUCGCCUCGUCACGCAACGGCGAGAGGUUCGUGCGGCACCGCGUGCAGGAGGCGCUCCGCGUGGCCGCAACGUCCCGGCCGUCGCUGCCCGUGUUCGUGUACUCCCAGCCCGCCUACGCCUACACCUUUGAGCUGAUGGCCGAGGUCGACUUGCAGCACAGCAUCGGGGAGAGCGCAGCACUGGGGGCAGCUGGAGUCAUCCUGUGGGGAGACAUCAAGUACGCUCGCUCCAGGGCAAACUGCGAGAAACUACGGAGCUACAUUGCAGAGCGGCUGGGCCCAUACGUGGUGAAUGUGACAUCCGCGGCGCGACUCUGUGGCCAGACGCUGUGCCGCAGGAACGGACGCUGCGCUCGCAAAGACCCGGACAGUGGCGCCCUUCUGCAUCUGAGCGACGACGCUUUUGAGGUUCAGCGGCCGUGGACAUGGGAGGAUGGAGGUGGUGAUGCCGGCGACGUCCCACGAGCCAGGGGUGGCUUCGUGGUGAGUGGGAGACUCCCGGCUCGUGACGUCGCGCGCUGGAGGAUGAACUUCGAGUGCCGCUGCUUCAGCGGCUGGGUGGGCACGCGUUGCAGCGUGGACGAGCGGAGCCAGACCCACGUGGGCUCCGGCUCGCCUGCUUUCCGCCGCGUCAUCCCCGUCAUCUGGCUCAUGCUGCUAGUUUUGUCCGAGCUGUUGGCUGGGAGCGGAGACCUGAGCGGACCAUGAAUUCGGAUGGACGUUGGACGAAUGCAGUGGCGGCCGGUUGGCCGGCCUAGAAACCCACGAUGGUUGGGAAAGGAGAGGGGGGGAUGGGGAAAGGGCUGUGUGGAAAG
Molecule: messenger RNA, 2817 nt
Organism: Lethenteron reissneri (Far Eastern brook lamprey)
Lineage: Eukaryota; Metazoa; Chordata; Hyperoartia; Petromyzontiformes; Petromyzontidae
Product: hyaluronidase-2-like
Biological process (GO): carbohydrate metabolic process; hyaluronan catabolic process
Cellular component (GO): cytoplasmic vesicle
Molecular function (GO): hyalurononglucosaminidase activity
Source: RefSeq, a predicted model, not a curated record